Molecule: messenger RNA, 1152 nt
Organism: Vigna unguiculata (cowpea)
Lineage: Eukaryota; Viridiplantae; Streptophyta; Magnoliopsida; Fabales; Fabaceae
Product: Translin family protein
Biological process (GO): RNA metabolic process
Molecular function (GO): sequence-specific DNA binding; RNA binding; single-stranded DNA binding
Source: RefSeq, a predicted model, not a curated record
CCUUCACAUUAAUACCAUGCAAUAUAUGAAACCAGCGUUUCGAAAUGUGGCACCCCACUGCCACGUUUUCUCUCGAUCCUUAAACCCUAACCCUCUCCUUCUCGUAUCCCCGUUUCGGAGACCCGAAACGUUUCACCUUUCAGCCCCCGUUUCGUGCUUCUCCUCCUCAAUGGCGGAGCCUCAGUCGUCGCUAGAGAAGCAGUUCGACUCGUUUAGGGUUCAGUUGGAACAAUCUGGAACGCUCCGCGACCGAAUUCGAAGCGUCGUUUCGGAGAUUGAGUCCUCCACUAGGCUCAUCUAUGCCACUCUUCUUCUCGUUCAUCAGUCUCGCCCCACUCCCGGGCUUUUAGAGAAGGCCAAGUCUCAGGUCAGUGUGUUAAAGGAGCAGUAUAAGGAACUCGCUGAAGUUCUUGGAGGAAGCUCUGGGCAAUACUAUCGGUAUCAUGGUGAUUGGAAGAGUGAAACACAGACUGUAGUUUCGAUGCUUACGUUCAUGCACUGGCUAGAAACAGGAAGCCUUCUCGAGCACAAAGAGGCUGAGGAAAAACUUGGGUUGGGUUCAGACUUUGGUCUAGACGUUGAAGACUACUUAAUAGGUGUCUGUUUUAUGUCUAAUGAAUUGCCAAGGUAUGUGGUGAAUCAAGUGACAGCUGGGAACUACGAUUGUCCAAAGAAGGUCGUAAAGUUCUUGACAGACCUCCAUGCUGCAUUUCGUAUGCUUAAUCUUCGCAAUGAUUUUUUGCGAAAGAAGUUUGAUGGCAUGAAGUAUGACCUAAGAAAAGUAGAAGAAGUUUAUUAUGAUGUUAAAAUUCGGGGUUUGACACCGAAUGGUGAGACAAUUGGAGACCUGGAGAUCAAGGAACCAAAGGACAAUCUUUAGUUGUGAUAGCUGUUAAGCCAAAGCGAGAGAACUUACUACAUAGAGCUUUACUGACUGCUCAACAAUUAUGCACCUUAAAUACUUUAAUAUGCUGCUGGACUUUCUGUUAGCUGUAACUGGAAUUCUAUUUGUAAUGUUCGAUGAAGGCAAGUAAAAAUUCAGUAGCAAGAAUACAAUUGUCUAUAUUUGGUGCUGACUCUCAAAACCAUUGCGAGAACUGGGAACUCUGUUUUCACAAUGUUCUAAAUGGAAAAUAUGGUACGUUCAAUUCA